Molecule: messenger RNA, 255 nt
Organism: Cylicostephanus goldi
Lineage: Eukaryota; Metazoa; Nematoda; Chromadorea; Rhabditida; Strongylidae
Source: the annotation of a GenBank genome assembly
AUGAUACUACUUUAUGAUUUCUUCUGGUAUGCCGAAGUUGUUCACUUCGCUUUGAUGGCUUUCAAUAGAUUUGUCUGUAUUGCAUACCCUGCGCAUUAUUCAACACUAUUCUCUAAGACAUGUACUGCUUAUAUCAUAUGCUGUUGUUAUCUAUUGGGAUUGGUAAUUUCUCUGCCUGUGCUAAUCCCAUGUUGCUACAUAUUGUGGGAUUCGUACGACUACAUAACUUUUUACAGCGAACCGCAUUCAUGGUAG